GGACGGGGAAAGAAUGUCAAUUUCCUUUCCCUUUGCCGGCGGGGACAGACCACCAACUCAAAGGCAGAUCGGAUGAAAGAGGAGGGGUACAUACGCACAGGGGAGGAUUGCCGAAAGAAAUGGGUCGAGCUGCAGAAGAAGGUUCGGGAGAUCAGGGAUGCGUGCGAAGGAUCGGGCAAACAGUCAUACUGGGACUUGACCACGGAUGAAAGAAAGAAGUUGAACAUCAGUCAAACUUUUGAGAGGCCAUUGUGGGAUGCAAUGGAGUGGUACCGCCUGAAGGCAGCAUUCACCAUGGACAACACAAUGGCGUCCGAGGAUUUGAGAGGGAGCGGUUCUGCCCCGGGCAGCGAGGCGGGGUCUGAAGGCGGGGGCACCGAAGCUUCCGAUAGCGCUCCGAAGACUCGCAGGACGAGCUCAGGGAGAGUUUGCAGGGGCGAAUCAUCGCAGACCAUAUCGUCGAUGGCGGCAGCUAUGGAGGAAUCCACUCGAACGGUCUGCGAAGGUCUGGAUAGGGUUGCUGGGACGCUGGCUCGAGCAACAACGGAGGGGGCUGCUAUGAUGGCGGCACGUUACUUCGGUCGAGAGCUCGUUUUCGGUCCGGAGAUUACGCGGCGGUCCUACCGGUUUUUGUCAGUGGAUGUGAAUGGGAAGGCCAUCGUAGAUCUUGAUGUGGCGCUUGGCUACAACAACCGCAAUAUGUCCCACGUUCUUGUGUGGGUGAAGAAGACCGGUGAUUGUGUCCCCGACGAAGCGAUGAGUGCAGGGCUGGAUAUCGUUGUCGACAUCGUGUUGUACUUCAUCGAUCACCUGGUGAUCGAGCACGGCAACAAACUUGAUAUGGGGGCGUUCUAUUACACGUACCUGGAUCCGCCGCUCGUAAGACGUCGUUUUUUCCACGGCGAGAUACGAUUGUAGAAUGUUUACAGCCGGAUGGUGUUCUGUGAUGCGUGUUUUUGGUCAUCACUGAUGGUCGAGAGCCACGUGUCGAAUCGCAAGCACAAAGG
Chara braunii is the source of this 1007-nucleotide messenger RNA. Lineage: Eukaryota; Viridiplantae; Streptophyta; Charophyceae; Charales; Characeae. The record is from the annotation of a GenBank genome assembly.